CUUAUAGAGAUAAGCGACCGGGGAGAUCAGGCCGACUUAAAUUCAGACUCAACCUCCGGCACGUCUUAGCGGGGAGGCAGUCCCCGCUCCCAAUUCCGAGCCUGCUUCUUACCAAAACUAAGAAAGGCCAUAAAUGAACUAAGAAGUAAAGCAGGACGGUUCAGAACUCACAAAAUGGAAGUGUAAAGAAAGGAGUGGCGUCUUUUCCUAGGUGGGAUCCAAUAAAAGCUUCCUGAAGGCAGUAACAGGGCAGGAAAGUUGAGCUAAAGGUAUGGGAAGAAACCUUUUCAUCCAGAUGUCCUUAGUGAUGACAUGGAUCAGUCUGGAGUUCUCCUCUGGGUAAAAGCAGAACCCUUUAUAGUGGGUGCCUUGCAGUUCCCCCCUCCAUCCAAGUUCAGUCUUCACUAUCUCAAGAAGAUAGCCACCUAUGUGCGAACCCGUGCUAUAGAAAGGGCUUACCCACGCUUGUCCUGGUCUGCAUGGAGGCAUAUUGCUUGUGGGAAGCUGCAGUUGGCCAAGGAUGUGGCAUGGCUGUACUUCGAAAUAUUUGAUAGCCUUUCAAUGAAGUCGCCUGAGGAACGUCUGGAGUGGUCUGAGAUUUUGUCUAACUGCAUAUCUGAGGAUGAAAUCGAAAAGCAGAGAAAUCAGCUUUCGGUGGACACCCUACAGUUUCUGCUCUUCCUGUACAUACAGCAGCUGAACAAGGUGUCCCUGAGGACAUCUUUGAUUGGAGAAGAGUGGCCUAGUCCCAGAAACAGAUCUCAGUCUCCUGACCUGUCUGAGAAGUCCAGCUGCCAUAAUAAGAACUGGAAUGAUUACAGUCACCAGGCUUUUGUCUGUGACCAUCUGUCAGAUCUCCUUGAGCUGCUUUUAGAUCCAGAACAGCUCAGCACGUCCUUUCAUUCGACCCACAGUAGUUUAGUCUCUCGAGAAGCUGUUGCGGCGCUCAGCUUUCUCAUUGAAGGCGCGGUGAGUGGAGCCAGGAAGAUCCAUCCGCUUCAUGAACUUGCGCUGUGGCCACCAGUACACGCAGACAGUGGCUUCUCGAAGACCUCUAAGACCUUCUCUUUCUACAAGCUGGAAGCCUGGUUGAGAGCCCACUUGACUGGGAAUCCAUUUGGUACUUCUGCUUGCCUCAAGUCAGGAAAGAAAUUGGCUUGGGCUCACCAAGUUGAAGGUACGACCAAAAGGGCCAAGAUUGCUUGUAAUACUCACGUGGCUCCUGGAAGGCACCGCCUGGUAGUGAUGAGCCAGGUGUACAAGCAGACACUGGCCAAGAGCUCAGAUGCUCUGGUGGGGGCGCACGUCCGCAUUCACCGUUGCAACGAAUCUUUUAUAUACCUGCUCUCUCCCCUUCGAUCUGUGACAAUUGAGAAGUGCAGGAAUAGCACCUUUGUCUUGGGCCCUGUAGAGACUGCUCUUCACUUGCACUCUUGUGACCAGGUUAAAGUUAUUGCUGUUUGCCGUCGUUUGUCCGUCUCUUCUACAACAAGUUGCAUCUUUCAUAUUCUGACACCUACGCGCCCACUUAUUCUCUCUGGGAACCAGCGUGUAACUUUGGCUCCUUUUCAUACCCAUUACCCAAUGCUAGAGGACCACAUGGCCAGGACGGGCCUUGCUACAGUGCCUAACUACUGGGAUAAGCCCCUGGUCAUCUGCAGAGAGAACAGUGACUCAAGUGUCUUCCAGCUCUUACCCCCAUGUGAAUUCUAUGUAUUUAUUAUUCCUUUCGAAAUGGAAGGGGACACAACAGAGAUACCUGGGGGUCUUCCACCUGCAUAUCAGAAAGCACUGAGCGAAAGAGAACAGAAGAUCCAGAUCUGGCAGAAAACUGUGAAGGAAGCUCGUUUAACAAAGGAUCAAAGGAAACAGUUCCAGGUACUCGUGGAGAACAAGUUCUAUGAAUGGUUGGUUAAUACCGGACACCGCCAACAGCUGGACAGUCUCGUCCCCCCUGCAGUAGGCUCCAAACAAGCAGCAGGAUAGGACUCCUACAUCAGAUCACUGGGUCCUGGACACACAAGGAUGCGUGGAGGAGGGUGCGCAUUGAAAAUUAAAUUGGGAAGGCACUCUUGCUGCUUAAGAGACUUGGGAACUUUUUCUCCUGUAGAAGACUUUCUAUUGAUUUCCAUUCCACACUUACUACUGUUUAGGUUGGGUUUAAGCUAAACUUCUGACUUUUAUGUAAACAAAUUGUUCGCGCAACAGAAGACUCGUGUUUGGGCGGCAAAAAUGAAAACUUGAUGAAGGCACUCCCAUUUUAUAUAUAUAUAUAUAUAUAUUUGCUAAUAUUUAAAUAUUU
Chinchilla lanigera (long-tailed chinchilla) is the source of this 2302-nucleotide messenger RNA. RefSeq names its product TBCC domain containing 1 (gene Tbccd1). The coding region runs from base 313 to 1986 and encodes 557 amino acids. Gene Ontology annotation, biological process: maintenance of centrosome location; maintenance of Golgi location. The transcript has 9 exons. Gene Ontology annotation, cellular component: spindle pole centrosome. NCBI's taxonomy places the organism in Eukaryota, Metazoa, Chordata, Mammalia, Rodentia, Chinchillidae. The record is from RefSeq and is a predicted model, not a curated record.